Messenger RNA from Gaeumannomyces tritici R3-111a-1, 2873 nucleotides. RefSeq lists its product as hypothetical. The transcript is spliced from 2 exons. Lineage: Eukaryota; Fungi; Ascomycota; Sordariomycetes; Magnaporthales; Magnaporthaceae. Bases 685 to 2178 code for a protein of 497 amino acids. Gene Ontology annotation, cellular component: SAGA complex. The record is from RefSeq and is a predicted model, not a curated record.
GAUUGCUUUAUGCCGUGAGAUGGCCGGGCCAAUUACGUGCAUGCCGUGUAAAAAGCCCACAAGCUUCACUCUUGAAGCAAGAGGCGUUCAGUUCAGGACGCGCUGACGGCACACAAAAUGCAGGCGCAGCUGGUUGGGAGCACAUAAAGGCACAGGCAGCCAUCGCCCGCCCACAGCCACCCAAAACAGCAACCUUGAAGACACCUAAAGGCCUACUACCACCCAAAGGCACCCAGCCAGCACACCAAGCCUCGACCGUGACAAGACAACGCCGGCUCGCGCUUUCCCUCAAGGCCCAUCCGCCUGCAGCGUCUGCUCCACAUCGCAUCCUCGGCCCGAGUCGUGAAAGGGGCCCUCGCCUGGAGAUCGCCUCGCGCGACUGACGCAGUCGAGGAAUCAAUCGGUCAUCUCGCCGUCGCGACUUGAGCACUGCGUCUGAAAAAAACAAUCCGCCGUCACCCUUCUCCUUCCUCAACUUUUCCCCCAGAACUGCGGUGAGAAAUGACUUGUCCUGACCGGCUCAACCUGUCCUCUGUUAUUGUCAUCAUCACCACUAUCAUCAUCACCACUAUCAUCACAACCACCACCACUAGCACCAGCACCAGCACCAGCACCACAUGACCAUAACCAUAACCAUAGCCACCACCACCACCUUCUCGCGCGCCAGCUGACAGGCGAUGUCCCAUGGCUGACCGGAGGAAGAAACGGCCUGAGGUCGGUAAGAUCGAGGACACGCUCGGCGGCUACUGGAGCACCCCCGGCGCCGGCCGCCAAACCACAAACUCCAAGGACAGCUCCGCGCCGCCUAUCGCCCGGCCCGCGCCGCUGCCCAGGAAGCGCGGCCGCGAGUCUCCCUCGCCCGCCCCAGCAGCCAGCCGAGGAGGCGGCGGCGGAGGACGGCCCCGCACCUCUAGUGGAGCAGCAGCAGAAGAAGACACGCCCACCAGCCGCGCGUCGACCCCGAUGUCGUCACAGCGCAACCGCAACUCGCGCGGCCCCAACCGCAAUGGCGGCCAGGGCGAGGAGGUGCAGCUAUGGCAGCAGUCCAAGGACGACAUGCGCCAGAUUGUCGACAUGCUGAACGAGAGCACCGACAACGUGCGCAGCAUCCAGGGCCAGGACUCGUACAUGGCCCAGAACCCGGACUCGAUGCCCUCGAUCGAGGCCGAGGAGCGCAAGCUCGAGGAGCUAUUCCGUCGCGGCGUCAAAAACUCGGACUCGCUCGUCGAGCUCAUCAAGUCGGCCAAGGAGCGAGUCCAAGUCCUGAGCGCCAUCCAGAAGGCCAAGGAAGAGGCUGAAGGCGGGGACCUGGGCUCCAAAGGCGGCAGCUCCCACCACCUGGGCGUUUCCCGCUCCGCCUCGGGUCUGCUCUCGGGGUCCGGCCGCAACCCGAGCCGCGCCAUGCGCGAGCAGCAACGCGAGCAGGCCCGCGAGGCCCGCGAGUCGUCUUCAAUGCGCGACCCGGCCUCGCUCUACGAUUUCGACGGCGCCGAGUCGCCCGUGCCCUCCCCCCUUGGUAGCCACCACACCACCCGCAAGCUGGGCAAUGCCGGUAGCGACCGCUCCGGGAAUCGCGACAGCGUCCCCCCGCGAGGCGCCGACCGGGACACCCCCAAGGCCGACAGCGCCGAGCCCCCGGCCACGGGGUCCUCCUCGGCCGCAGGCUCCGUCUCUGCCGCACCCGGGGCCUCGGUCGGAACCCCUUCGGCGUCGUCGACCGCGGCGGCAGCGGCUGCAGCAGCAUCUGCAGCAGCCACGCAGCGGUCUAAGGUGGUCUUCAGCAAGGGCCAGGACGUCGCCUUCAAGCCUAAGCAGACAGUUAGUAGCGACAGCCCAGACUGGUACCUGGGCAAGGUGCAGCAGGUGCUAGGCGAGGGCAAGUCGCGGCGGUACAAGGUCAAGGACGAGGACCCUGAUCUGCCGCCAGACCAGAGGACAGAGUACCGCACCAGCGCCAGCAACAUGAUCCCGAUCCCCGGCCCCAGCCAGGAACUCCCCAACCUGGACAAGGGGAAGACGGUACUCGCACUGUACCCAGAUAGCACCACAUUCUACAAGGCCGAAGUAAUGGGUACAGACGCCGCUACAGGCAAGGUUAAUCUCCGCUUCGAAGGCGAAGAGACGUCGGGCACUCUACAACUUGUCGAGAGACGCUUUGUGGUCGAGUACCGCAGCUGAGACCAGCCCGCUUCGAUCCGGCCAUUUUCCACAUGCACACCACUGUUUCAACCGACAUCGACGAAUAUCUCGCAAAGAACCUGUCAGACACUAUCGAUCUUUGUCUUCUAAUACACGGUCUCUUGUCCGUUGCUUGAACACCCUCCCGGUCCACUGUAGCUAACUGUGGACACACGAAUACCCCCAUACUGGAGCCUAGUAUGGCUGCCAGCGUCUUUUUAUUUUUGUUUUGUUGGGUUUGGUCCGAGGCAUUCCAUUCCGAGAUAUCAAUACGGCUAUCAAGCGUAUAUAGGAUAGAGACCACUUCCGGUGUGCCAGCUCAGGGUCGAUGUUUGAACUAUAUCCAUCGCGGUUUCUUCCAUGGUUAGGUAUUUGGGAUUUCGGUGAAAGCUGCAGUCGUGUCGUGUUCGUUACCUCACUCGAUGCAACAAAAUACCUCGACUGGCGCAGUGGUUUCCCAGGCAGCCGCUCUAGCACAAUGAGCGAGGUAGUCUGCAUAACGACGCCAACCAAUCAAUGCCAUGGAUUCUAGUCGAUGCGAGCAAAUGCAGACGUUUCCAUCAGCACGUCCAUGGAUUACCCCUGACAGCUUGGAUCAUGCCGACGGAUCUGACUUGGACAACGCAUCCUGCCCGCCUCGCCAUUUUUGCGUUCGCGAACAUAACCGCCCCUACCACGAAAAAACAAGCAGCGCA